GCCGACGAGGACCCAGAGGCAUGUACGCGUGAGCUGUCGUCGUUCCUGGAGUCCCAGAGGUGUCCUGUGCUGCAGCACGAGCCCGAGUUCAUUCGUAAGGUUGCGCGGAAGAUCAAGGGCUGGACGUCGCACGGGGUCGAUCGCCUGGGCCCCAGGGAUUUCUGCGUGGCCUCGGACAAGUGCCUCGAGGCUCUCAACUUGCUGUGGAACUGGAUGUUGGCCCUGGGAGCGUUGCCCGCGCAGAUCGGCCUCGCCCUCAUGCCCUCCCUCCCGAAGCCCGAAGGGGACACGCGGCUCAUAGGGCUGCUCAGCAUGGUGGUGCGUGUCUGGGCCCGUUGUUCCAGGGAGGUGGUCCGUCUUUGGGAAGCUGAACAUUCUCGGAGCUACACCUACGGGACCAGGGGCAAGUCUUGCGAAAGGGCCGUCUGGGAGCAGUCGUUCGCCAGUGAGAAUGCCGCGCUGACGGAGAGGUUCGCGACAAACUCCUUUUUGGAUUUGGUUAAGGCCUACGAGAAGGUGAUGAUGCUGGAUGUUCUCGAUUUUUGUGCCAGGUGGUUCCCUCACACCCGUCUGUUUAACGUGGUGGACGACAUUACGGCUCAGACGAUCGGCACGGCAGCUCUGGUGGUCAAGGAAGGUCUGGCGGUCACCCUCACGCUGUGCCGCAUGCUCGAGGCCCGUAGGCUCAUCAUCUCCACGACCAAGGGCCGCGUGACGGCCACCACGUCGGACAUCGCCGACAAGAUU
This is a messenger RNA of Prorocentrum cordatum, 747 nucleotides long. Lineage: Eukaryota; Dinophyceae; Prorocentrales; Prorocentraceae. The record is from the annotation of a GenBank genome assembly.